Molecule: messenger RNA, 1201 nt
Organism: Octopus bimaculoides (California two-spot octopus)
Lineage: Eukaryota; Metazoa; Mollusca; Cephalopoda; Octopoda; Octopodidae
Source: RefSeq, a predicted model, not a curated record
GGUCAAUAUUAUUCAGUGUUGUUCCACCUAGCAUUAUGGCGGUAUUGUAAAUGUUUGUGAGUUUCAUUUGUUUGUUUAUAUUUCAUAGUAAAGUUGUAGAGCAGAGAAUUACAGAAUAAGUGGCGGUAUAUGGUGGUCGUACACGGUCGGAUAUAAAUGGAUCAUGGCACUUUCCACUGCUCAAAUUGGAAUAAACCUAGGAAAGGCUAUUUUGGAAGGGAAACAUAUUCGAAUUGAUGAAGACGGAUUUGAAAAUUUCGAUGACUAUUUUACAGAAACUGACUCUGAUGUAGAAAUUGCGAACCACACUGACAAUGUUAAAAUAGUGGCUGUAAAACCUGCAGCAGAUGAUGAUAAUGAUGCCAGGAAUAGUGUGUCUCCUCUUUCUCUCACAAAUUUCCCUGCCAGGAAAAGAUUAUCAUUUCCUGUUGAGUCAAUGUCAGAUUCUUGUUCAAAUGCUUCUGAAGAGGUUUCAUAUGUGCAAAGAGUCAUCAGUAAACGUGGAAUGAAGUCACUAGCCGACACUAGUGCUGCUGACUCUGAAGACGGUGACCAUCAAGAAGUGAUAGUCUCAGAGAAGGAGGUGACCACUGCAAAGACUUCUGAAGUGUCUCCUGCAUCCUCUAAUUCUAACAACAAUGUCAGAAUAAUCACUAAGCGAGGUAUGAAAUCCUUUCCUGAAGAUGAGGAAUCUUUUGUCCAAAAGGAUGCUUCAUCACCUGCAAAGGAAUGUCUCUCCAUAAAUGUCUGUGAUCCACCAGCUGAAGAAACAGAGAUAACUGUCAAAAAUGGAGGCAACACAAGUCUUUCAAGUUCAAAGGAAUGUCAAGAAAAUGAAGAUGAUGAAGAAAAUGAGGAUGAUCUAGAAAAUGACAAUAUAAAUAAUAAUGCAGAUGUUUUGCCAGAAGCUGUAUCAACCAGAAAAAAGAGGAAGAUAUCAGUGUCAGAAAGCUUCAGCACUAGUCCGGAGAAAAGUAAAGAGUCACCCAGAAAAGUGAUUUCUGCAUUUGGGGUUCAUAAACCAAUAGUCCAGACACGCUACUUUGAUGUAUUUGACACCAACUUGUCUCUUAUUGACGAAACAGAAAAAACUUUCCAAAAGUCUAUGAAGAUUGUAAAGAAACCAGAGAGUGGUGGCAGAUCUGCAGAAAAAAAUAAAGGUUUGUCAUCUUACCUGUUUACAUGACUCAGACACUGCAAG